AUGAAAAUUAUUUUAACUGUCUUCGUUUUUGUGGCUGUUGCUGCACAUGCUGACGCAAGGAAGAGAUGCUUCCCAGUUCCAACUCCAGUAGUUGAUCCACCAGUUCCAGUAUGUCCAAAUAAUGAAGUCUACUCAGAUUGUGGAGCAUAUUGUCAAUCAACAUGUGGCCCACCCACACCAUGUGCACGUCCUCCCCAAGAUUGCAAUCCUGGAUGCGUAUGUGCUGCUGGCUUUGUUCGUGAUGUUAGCGGUGGAAAAUGUAUUCUACGUGAAGAUUGUCCCUUAAAUGCUGUGUGCUCCUUACCGAAAUUACCAGGACCUUGUAAAGCUUUGUUUCCACGGUUCUACUAUGAUACGGAACAGAAAAAGUGCUUAGGAUUCAAUUAUGGUGGAUGUGAAGGAAAUGCAAACCAGUUUGGAACAUUAGCAGAAUGUCAAGAAAUGUGUGGUGGACCUACAGCUCCUGAACCAGUAUGCAAAAAGUUCGAAAUUUUCUCGGAAUGUGCUCCAGAAGCAUGUAAAAAAACCUGUGACACUUUAAACACUGCAUGUAGAGCUCCUUGUGUUCCUGGAUGUAAAUGCCCUGAAGGUCAGGUCUACUUAGAUGACAACAGGAAUGCGUGCGUUCUUGAAGAAGACUGCCCUAAAAUCAUUGUUGAUCCACCACCACCUGCAGAAUGCUCAAAGAAACACGAAAGCUACAUUGAAUGUGGAUCAAAAUGUCCACGUACAUGUGGCAAUUUAAAUAAUCCUCCAAUGUGUCCAAUGGUCUGUGUUGCUGGAUGCUUUUGCGAUGCUGGAUAUGUUCGCAAUGCUAAAGGAAAUUGUGUCCUUGAAGAGGAUUGUCCAGUUGUUGUUGUUGAUCCACCAGCUCCAAUUUGUAAAAAAGCUCACGAAACCUACACAACUUGUGGAACCGCAUGUCCGCUAACAUGUGAUGAACCACUUCCACGACCAUGCACAAAACAAUGUGUUAAAGGUUGCUUCUGUGACAAAGGCUACGUUAGAGACAAUAAAGGAAAUUGUGUUCUUGAAAAAGAAUGUCCAAAGCCUGAAUGUGGUAAGCAUGAAACCUACAGCGAUUGCGGUGCUAGCCCAUGUCAGGCAACUUGUGAAAAUCCUAGCCUUCCUAUGUUGUGUAAAGCACCAUGUAAACCAGGAUGUGGUUGUGAUGACGGCUAUGUCCGAGAGAAUGAUGGAAGUUGUGUUCUUUUGAAGAAGUGCAAGCCAACAUUGGAAUGUGGAGCCAAUGAAGAAUAUGAAGCUUGUACAACACUUUGUGGAGAACCAACAUGUGACAGAGCUGAAGGUCUUCACUGCGGUGCUGGAGGAUGUCAACCAAAAUGUCUUUGUAAGGCAGGAUAUGUCCGAGAUGCUGAAAAUAAAUGCAUCAAAGCUAAGGCUUGUCCAGAUCUCUCACAACCACCACCACCACUUUAAGAUGGAGAUUUUUAA
This is a messenger RNA of Chironomus riparius, 1455 nucleotides long. The record is from the annotation of a GenBank genome assembly. Lineage: Eukaryota; Metazoa; Arthropoda; Insecta; Diptera; Chironomidae.